Molecule: messenger RNA, 3649 nt
Organism: Drosophila novamexicana
Lineage: Eukaryota; Metazoa; Arthropoda; Insecta; Diptera; Drosophilidae
Product: GRAM domain-containing protein 2B-like
Exons: 8
Coding region: 96-2819 (907 amino acids)
Biological process (GO): intracellular sterol transport
Cellular component (GO): endoplasmic reticulum membrane; plasma membrane; endoplasmic reticulum-plasma membrane contact site
Molecular function (GO): sterol transfer activity; sterol binding
Source: RefSeq, a predicted model, not a curated record
CAAAGGCUGCCAACUAGAACAAUAAUAAAAGAAACAGCGAGAGAGAGAGAGAGAACAUUGUGAAACAAUAAGCUUAAGAGAAGGAGCUUCAGACAAUGGCCACAAUCAGCGAGGAGGUCAACGUUGGCGAUGGGAACGUCGAGUCAACAUCGACGGAGCAGCUAAAGGCCAAAAAGAACAAAUCCAAUUUGUUUCUCAUCAAAUCCUACAGCUUCAUUGAGAAGCCAACCAGCAACAACAGCAACAACAACAACAAUAAUAGUAUACAUAAUAAUAAUAAUAAUAUUAACAAACCGUUGGAUGAGCUGCUGAAACCAUUUCCGGACCUCGCCUCGCUGCUGCUGGUCGCCGGCGAGCAGCCCACAAAGAAGGCGCGCCUCAAGAAGCCCAACAAUAAACAAAAGCCAGCGAAGACGAAGACAAAGUCGAAACGUGGCCAGUCGCUGGAGGAGCAGCUCAUCGGCUCGGAGCUGAUCAGUGAGCAGGAGGCGCAGCUGCUGCGACGCAGUCCGCAUCAGUUUGUGCCGCUGCCGGCGGCACCUGGCCAGCUGGCACGCCCACAGUCGCUGCCAGCCAAGGCGAACGAGACGCUAUGCCUGGCAGCGCAGCCGGCGAAGCGUCGCGGCGGCGGCGGCGGCGGCAACAUCAAACGCGAGUCCUUUCUGCGCCAGAGCCUGCAGUCGAUACGCCGCAGCUUUGGCUCCAAUAAGCAUGCGUCCAAGUUAUCGAUAGCCACGCCCACAGCGACAGCAUCGAGCUCGCCGGGCUCAUCGAAUGCCUCGUCGACAUCAACGACAUCGUCGUGCUCCUCGGCGACGGCCAUUAGCAUGUUGAGCAGAGCCCAGGCGCACAGUCAUCUGCUAGAUGAGUUCCUGCCCACGCCCUUUGUCCUGUUGCUCAACAAUGAUGCGUUGGGUGACCAGAAACAGUAUUUCAACCAGGCUGUGGAUAUGUGCGAUGGCGCGCUCCGGGCUAACAGAUCGACAAGCAGCGUUGUUUGCACAGUUGCAACAGGUGGCAGCAACGGCAACAGCAACGGCAAAUGCGGCAACGAUGCACGUGCAACAGGUUUCAUGGCAGCGCAGCAGCUGCCUGCAGCAGGACAAACAGCUGGUGACAACCCUAGAGCAGCAGCAGCAGCAACUCUAAGCGAACAGCAACAACAACAGCAACAACAGCUGCAACAGCGACGUCAGCAAUACGCUGCACAGUUAUCCCUGCCGGAGACAUUCGGCCCGGAGCACAGUUCCCUGCCCCAGAGCUACAGCAGCUCCGUCGGACCGCUGCAGUCGAGCGGCAGCGCCCAGAGCCUCGCCAGCAGUCCCAGUUCCAGUGCCCGGAACAGUCAAACCCUUGGCCAGGGUCAGGCCAAAGGCCUCAACACGGCCAAGCAACAUGAUCAGCAGGCGUCGGCGGUGGCAGCGAUCUCUUCAACAUCUGCCGGCGCUGCCGCUGCCGCCGCCGCCGCCGCCUCCGCUGCUGCGGCCAGCGCUGGCGUUGCGGCAACAUCAGCAGCUGCAGGCGGCGCAGUUGCCGUAACGCCGCCCGACAAGGAGAAGAAACGCAAGGAAGUCUCCAGUUCGCGCGUGAAAAAGUUUCAUCGCCAUUUCUCGCAGGUCUCCAAAGAUGAGAAGCUUAUCAAUUACUUUUCGUGCGCUCUGGUUGGCGAUAUACCGUUACAGGGCCAUCUCUACAUAACGGACGAGCAUUUCGCCUUCUAUUCCAAUGUCUUUGGCUAUGUGACCAAGGUUGUUAUACCCACAUCUUCGGUAACGAAAAUCUCCAAAGAGAAAACAGCUAAGAUAAUACCAAACGCUGUGGGCGUGGCCACCGCAGAUGAACGCCACGUAUUCGGCAGCUUCAUCAGCCGCGAAUCCGCCUUCCGGCUGAUGUGCAACGUGUGCAGCCAUCUGGCCACAGGCGCCGAAAUACUGCCCAAGCCGUUGCCCGCCGACGUGGAACUGACCGAGGAGUAUCUGCUCGACGACGACAGCAGCUGUUCGAUCAGCGGCAACGAGAGUCCGCCCCAACUGCGCGAUGCCGCGACGCCAGCCGGCGUCGAUCUGCAGCCGCAGAUGCUGCUGCGACAGCGCGCCGGCAGCGACAGGCAAUCCGAUCUGCAGACGAAGUGCGCCGCACUGGACCUGAGCCACGGCCAGGUGACCAUACGCAGCUCCGCGCCGCCCAUUGUCCACUACGAGGAGCCGUUGCUUGUCUUGGGCGGCGCUGGCAGCCGCUCCACAAACUCAUCGGCGUCCACUUCUGCAACUGCCUCCAGCUCCGGCCCGCCGUCCAGCUCCUCAUCGCCCGUCACAGUUGUUGGCGUGGGCGUGGGCGUGGCAGCGGCUGGUCACAUGCCCGCCCGCUCCGAGGGCGGUCGUCUGAGCAGGCUGGGGCAUUCGAUGCGAUCGCAUCUCAGGCUGCGUCUGCCAACGCUCACCGAACUGCACGUACUCUAUCUGGGCAUCAUGCUGGCCAUUAUGCUGGCCCUCUUCUCUGUCUUUCUGCUCUAUCGCAUCCUGGACAUUGAGGCCAAGACGAGUCUGUACAACACGCCAGUCGAUUUUAGCCUGCGUUCGGGCAACGAUGAGGACAUCUUCGCGGAGGCGCUGCGCUGGCAGAAGGAGCUGCAGGACAAAAGCACGGCUGAAGCACAACAUAUUUUAUCUAGGAAUCUGGAGCAGAUAUCCAAGGUGCGCCGCAGCCUGGAGACGCUCUCGAUGCUGAUUCAUGACAGAAGAAACGGUUACGGGCAGCCCUCGACGGAGGAGGAGGCGGCGGCCAGCCACGCCCACAACGAUGGCGAUAUUAGUGACUGAUUUAAAGGAUAACGCCCGGCGCCACUUCCCCCAACCCCCAACCCCCCCCAUCAUCACUCGCCCCUCUUCAGCCGCAACCAACUCUCUCUCUCUCUCUAAAUUUAAGUUUUAGUCGGCUCCGAGCAGGUGAAGCAAAGCCCAAAGCAAACAAUUUUAUAUAGUCAUAGUUGAUAUACACCUAGCUAUAUUAAUAAUAUAUAUAUAUAUUAAUCAAUAAUUCUAGAUGAGAUCAUAAAUAACUGAAACGGUUUUUUUUUUUUUACUAGUCUUAAGCUCAACUAAAUAUGCAUGAGAAGCCAACCCAAAUGGAAAUGUGGAAAUGUGUAGCCAAUAUCUCUAUAUAUAUAUAUAUAUAACUUAAUUCCAUGUGGAAUCUAGUACUAUCUUAUAACUGAACUAUGCCUGCUUUUGCUCCGAUAGAUAGAGAUGUUUAAUGAAAAGGGUUUUACUUUGUUUUUAAGUUUCAUGAAAUAAUUGAAAUAAAAUUAAAGUGCUUAUGUUUCGAUUUUCAAGAUUUCUUACGUUUCCUUUUUUUUUUUUUGCACUUUUAUCGAAAAUUGAACUAUUUGAAAUGUUGUUCCCUUGUAUAAAAAUAAUCCUGUGAUAUGCAUGAUUUAAGUUGGAUUUUGUUUUCUUCUUCUUUCUAUUAGUUAUUAUUGUUUAAUGCUUGCUUGAUUUUGUUGCGUAGUGUAAUUAUGCUUCCCACACAAAACUAUCUCUUUAUGAAAUGAAAACUUUUAUCUUAUGCAAGCUUAUAUGGAAUAUCGAACGAAUUUUGUUGUUUUUUUUUUUUUAUAUAUAUAUAAUAUAAUUAUAGAGCUACAUUCAUG